AUGUUCUCAUUCCUGCGUUCACCACUGCCGCCUCGCACGAAUAGGGCCGCCGACAACCCCAUCAUAUACGAAGAUGGAGCGUCUUUCCUCGAGUUCAGAGAGUCGGGUUCAAAAUACCUCUUGAAGAAUAUGCACCCACCCUUCGACCCCAACAAGCCGCGCUCAAUCAUGGUGCCUCCGUUCCAUUACCACAUCCACCAGGCCGAGCACUUCCUCAUCACAGAGGGCACGUGUCAUCUCUUCAAAGACACCAAAGACAAGCCCUGGAUGGUCAUCUCGGCCGACGAGCCUGGAGCUCAGAAGACGGCCGUCAUCCCAAAGCAAAUAUACCACACUCUGAACAACGCGUCCUCCACGAAGCCCAUGGUCAUUGACGUCAGCCUGACCCCCGAGGACUACGAGGGCGAACAGCGCUUCUUCCGGAACUUUUUUGGCUAUCUGGAUGACUGCAGAAAGGCAGGCCAGCCACCAAGCAAGUUCCAGCUCCUCGUAUUUCUCAAGUCAUCUGAUACUCCGGUAGGCAUAAACAUGUCUUUCAAGUGGCUGGGGCGUGUGGUGAGCAGGGUCUAUCUCAGCACCAUGGCCUGGUGGGGAUACUGGAUACUCGGGUACAAGGAGACCUAUCCCGAGUACUAUGCAGGAAAGAAGUCGCGAUAG
This is a messenger RNA of Thyridium curvatum, 657 nucleotides long. RefSeq lists its product as uncharacterized. The transcript has a single exon. The record is from RefSeq and is a predicted model, not a curated record. The coding region runs from base 1 to 657 and encodes 218 amino acids. NCBI's taxonomy places the organism in Eukaryota, Fungi, Ascomycota, Sordariomycetes, Thyridiales, Thyridiaceae.